AUGGCGCAGCAAGGAUUUCAGUUUGACAGGAAAGCACUCAGCUGUUCGAUUUGUCUGGAUCUAAUGAAAGAUCCGGUGACUAUUCCUUGUGGACACAACUACUGCAUGAACUGCAUUAAGAUCCACUGGGAUGGAGAAGAUCAAAAGCAUAUCUACAGCUGUCCUCAGUGCCGACAGACGUUCGGACCGAGGCCUGACCUGAAGAAAAACACCAUGUUCGCUGAGCUAGUGGACGAAGUGCAGAAGAUGGGACUCCAGUCUGCUCCAGAGGAUAUCUACAUCACUGGACGUGGACACGUUUCGUGUGAUUUCUGCGUUGGGAGAAAAUUGAAUGCUGUCAAGUCCUGUCUGCAGUGUCUGGUCUCUUACUGUGAGAAACACGUCCAGCCUCACUAUCAAUCUCCCGCAUUUAAAAAUCACACGCUGGUCAAUCCGUCCAAGAAGCUUCAGGAGAACAUCUGCUCUCGCCACGACACAGUUCCAGCUACAACAGAAAGAACUGAGAAGCAAAAAGAGCUGAAGAUAGUUUGUGAAAAAAUCCAACAAAGAAUCAAGGACAGACAGGCAGAUGUGACGGUGCUGCAGCAGGAGGUGGAAGCCAUCAAUCAAUCUGCUGAUACAGCUGUCAGGGACACUGACAAGAUCUUCAAUGAGAUGAUUUCUUUCAUCAACAAUACAAGGUUUAAUGUGAAGCAGCAGAUCAGAUGUCAGCAGGAAACUGAAGUAAGUCGGGCCAAAGAUCUUUUGGAAAAGCUGCAGGACGAGAUCACCGAACUGGAAAGAAAAGAUGCUGAACUGGAGCAACUCUGCAAUAAUAAGGACGACUGCCAGUUCCUGCACAUGUUCCCCUCGACUUCAGGACUCAGUGAAACACAGUGGCCUCGCCCUGAACCCCGUCACCUGCAGUACUUUGACAGUGUAUCAACAGCUGUGUCAGAACUGAAUAGUAAACUACAGAGGUUUCUGUGUGAGGAAAUGCCAAAACUUUCAAAGAUAAUCACUGCAGUGGAUGUUUUAUUGCCACAAAUGGAACCCACAACCAGAGAAGAAUUCUUAAAGUACUCAUGUAAACUCACACUGGAUCCAAACACAGCAAACGUGCACUUGUUAUUAUCUGAAGGGAACAGAAAAGCAACGUAUACGAGUAAAAAACAGGCAUAUCCAAGUCACCGGGACAGAUUCAUGACCAAGUCUCAAGUCCUGAGUAGAGAAGCUCUGACUGGACGUCAUUACUGGGAGGUGGAGUGGAGCGGGUCAGGUAUUAUUGUAGGCGUCGCAUACAAAGAUAUAAGCAGAACAGGAGACAGCAGUGAGUUUGGGAACAAUGACAAGUCUUGGGCAUUAAGGUGUGCCCAUAAAAAAUUCAAAUUCAGUCAUAAUACAGAGUCCAAAUCCAUUUCAUGUCGUGCAUCCACCAGAAUCGGAGUGUAUCUGGAUCACAAUGCAGGUAUUCUGUCCUUCUACAGCAUCUCUGACUCCAUGACUCUCCUCCACAGAGUCAGGACCACAUUUACUCGACCGCUACAUGUUGGACUUCGGGCUUAUCAUUUCAUAGGUUCAGAAUCCUCAGCUAAGAUCUGUGAGCUGAACUAA
Molecule: messenger RNA, 1593 nt
Organism: Stegastes partitus (bicolor damselfish)
Lineage: Eukaryota; Metazoa; Chordata; Actinopteri; Pomacentridae
Product: tripartite motif-containing protein 16-like protein
Exons: 2
Coding region: 1-1593 (530 amino acids)
Molecular function (GO): protein binding
Source: RefSeq, a predicted model, not a curated record